UUUCCUCGGCUCAUUCUGUAGCAGGUUGGGCUGCUCAGCCAGCCUGGAGAGAAGGCUGAAGAAGGAAACAUGUCUUCUGAUUCUUUUUGUCUGUCUGCUCAAGCAAGGUUUGACUCCAAAUGGUUGAAGACAGACCUGCAGCUUGCUUUUACACGAGAUGGACUAUGUGGCUUGUGGAAUGAAAUGGUAAAAGAUGGAGAGAUUGUAUAUCCUGGAACAGAAUUAAUACAGAGUGGUGAACUACCUCCAAGAAAAGAUGAUAGCACUGAAUGCCAAACUGCAUCAAAGAAAGAAGAGCAAAAUGACAAAGAAAAGAAAGAUGAAGAAGAGACUCCACUGCCCACUUACAGGGCCAAAUCGAUUGUUGAGAGUUGGGUGUGGGGUAAACAACCAGACGUGAAUGAAUUGAAGGAGUGCCUUCAGGUACUGGUGAAGGAACAGCAAAGUCUGGCCACACAAACUGCAACAACAGCUCUCUCAGCCAUGAGGCUAAAGCAGAGGCUGGUUAUCCUGGAACGAUAUUUCAUAGCUUUGAACAGAGCAGUUCUUCAGGAGAACGUCAAAGUAAAGUGGAAAAGCAGUAGUGUUCCUCUGCCUGCUGUGGAUAAGAAGAGCUCAAGACCUGUAGGCAAAGGUGUGGAAGGACUUGCCCGUGUUGGAUCCCGAGCAGCACUUUCAUUUGCAUUUGCUUUCCUUCGUAGAGCCUGGAGAUCAGGUGAAGAUGCAGACUUGUGCAGUGAGUUGUUACAGGAAUCACUUGAUGCAUUGCGAGCUCUACCAGAGGCAUCCCUUUUUGAUGAAGGGACUGUAUCUUCUGUGUGGCUGGAAGUGGUAGAAAGAGCUACUAAAUUCCUAAGGUCUGUUGUGACUGGAGAUGUGCAUGGAGCUCCCAGUACCAAAGGGCCAGGAAACAUUCCUUUGCAAGACCAGCACUUGGCACUUGCCAUAUUGCUUGAACUGGCAGUGCAGAGGGGUACACUAAGCCAAAUGUUGUCUGCAGUUAUGUUGCUACUUCAACUUUGGGAUAAUGGAACGAGGGAAACAGAUAAUGAGCGAUCUGCACAGGGAACAAGUGCACCCCUUCUACCUUUGCUACAAAGAUUUCAGAGUAUAAUAUGUAAUAAAGACAUGCCCAAUACUGAGGAAGAGAUUCAGCUCCUGACUUACCCUCUAAGUCCAAAUGAAAGUUUUCUGAGGUAUCUGACUUUGCCACAGGACAAUGAGCUGGCGAUUGAUCUGAGACAAACAGCUGUGGUGAUCAUGGCCCAUUUAGAUCGCCUUGCCACCCCAUGUAUGCCUCCACAGUGUAGCUCUCCUACCUCUCAUAAGGGAUCAUUGCAAGAGGUCAUUGCUUGGGGAUUAAUAGGUUGGAAAUAUUAUGCUAAUGUGAGUGGUCCAAUUCAGUGUGAAGGACUGGCCAACCUUGGUGUUGUACAGGUGGCUUGUGCAGAGAAACGUUUUCUGAUUUUAUCUAGAAAUGGAAGAGUUUAUACACAAGCAUAUAACAGCGAUACUCUGGGACCACAGCUGGUGCAGAGUCUAGCUUCCAGAAAUAUUGUGAAGAUAGCAGCACAUUCAGAUGGGCAUCACUAUCUGGCUUUGUCAGCAAAUGGUGAAGUUUUCUCUUGGGGUUGUGGAGAUGGUGGAAGACUAGGUCAUGGGGAUACAGUUCCUCUGGAGGAACCUAAGAUGAUAUCUGCUUUAUCUGGGAAGCAAGCUGGGAAACAUGUUGUUCAUAUUGCAUGUGGAAGCACCUACAGUGCAGCCAUUACUGCUGAGGGAGAGCUGUAUACGUGGGGAAGAGGAAACUAUGGCAGGCUUGGCCAUGGUUCCAGUGAAGAUCAGACCAUCCCAAUGCUGGUCACAGGGCUGAAAGGACUCAAAGUCAUUGAUGUGUCAUGUGGAAGUGGAGAUGCUCAGACUCUUGCAGUUACUGAAAAUGGCCAGGUAUGGUCUUGGGGUGAUGGAGACUAUGGAAAACUAGGAAGAGGAGGCAGUGAUGGUUGCAAAACUCCCAAGUUGAUAGAAAAGCUUCAAGAUCUGGACAUUGUGAAAGUACGCUGUGGGAGUCAGUUCUCUAUUGCUUUAACCAAAGACGGCCAGGUCUACACCUGGGGGAAAGGUGACAAUCAGAGACUUGGGCAUGGGACGGAAGAGCACGUUCGAUAUCCCAAACUGCUGGAAGGCUUGAAAGGUAAUUACCAGAGUUGGAAAUAUUCCAGAGCUCUUUGUGUUGUUGGAGCUUUUUACCUGACACAAAUGAACUCUGCUUUGAGUGACAAUACCAUGUGCUGUGUCAUAUUUUUUGCAGGUGGCAUUGAAAAAGGUAAUAAUGGAAGCAAUGAUCAGUGCCAGCAUUUUGAUACUUUGCGUAUCACAAAACCAGAGCCCACAGCUCUCCCAGGAUUAGACACAAAGCAUAUUGUUGGAAUUGCUUGUGGACCUGCUCAGAGUUUUGCUUGGUCAUCAUGUUCAGAGUGGUCAAUAGGCUUGCGGGUACCUUUUGUGGUGGAUAUUUGCCCCAUGACAUUUGAGCAGCUGGAUCUCUUACUGAGACAAGUGACUGAGGGAAUGGAUGGAUCCUCUGACUGGCCCCCUCCUCAGGAAAAGGAGUGUAUGGCUGUGGCAACAUUAAAUCUUCUGAGACUUCAGCUUCACGCUGCCAUUAGUCAUCAGGUGGAUCCAGAAUGCCUUGGCUUAGGUUUGGGCAGUAUCCUGCUCAAUAGCCUGAAGCAGACAGUGGUGACAUUGGCCAGCAACGCUGGGGUUCUUAACACGGUGCAGUCGGCGGCUCAAGCGGUGCUGCAGAGCGGCUGGUCCGUGCUGCUGCCCACGGCAGAGGAGCGUGCCAGGGCGCUCUCAGCGCUCCUGCCCAGUGCAGUUUCAGGAAAUGAAAUGAAUGUAAGCCCAGGGCGGAGAUUUAUGAUUGACCUCUUGGUGGGCAGCUUGAUGGCUGAUGGAGGCUUAGAGUCUGCACUAAAUGCUGCUAUUACUGCAGAAAUUCAGAUCUAUGAAUCUGCAGGAAAACAAAGUUUACCAUUAGUUCAGUUAAUUCAGCAGUUACUAAGGAACAUCGCUUCACAGACCAUAGCCAAACUAAAAGAUGUUGCUCGUCGCAUUUCUUCCUGCAUGGACCAAGAACUUUAUAGCAAGGAGAGAUCUGCUUCUCUGGACCUGUUGCUCCGUUUUCAGCGGCUCCUUAUUAGCAAACUUUACCCAGCAGAUUGUGUUGGCCAGGUUUCUAAUACAUACAGUCCUGACCUCUUAGGUGUUGGUUCUUUGCUGAAGAAAUACACUGCUCUUCUGUGCACGCACAUUAGUGAUAUACUUCCUGUGGCAACUAGCAUUGCUUGUACUAGCCAUAGGCAUUUUGCAGAAGUAUCUUGUGUUGUGGAUGGAGAUUUAACAGGCAUUCUUCUUCCAGAACUGGUGGUUUCUGUAGUGCUACUCCUGAGUAAAAAUGCUGGAUUAAUGCAGGAAGCUGGUGCUAUCCCUCUGUUGGCUGGCUUGCUGGAACAUCUAGACAGAUUUAACCACUUAGCCCCUGGAAAGGAAAGGGACGACAAUGAGGAUUUAGCAUGGCCAGGAAUAAUGGGUUCAUUUUUUACUGGCCAGAGUUGCAGAAAUAAUGAGGAGGUGACACUUAUACGUAAGGCUGAUCUAGAGAACCACAACAAAGAUGGAGGAUUUUGGACAGUGAUCGAUGGGAAAGUGUAUGAUAUAAAGGACUUCCAAACCCAGUCUUUAACUGGCAGUAGCAUACUUGCUCAGUUUGCUGGUGAGGACCCAGUUGUUGCUUUGGAAGCUGCUUUGCAAUUUGAGGACACACGGGAAUCAAUGCAUGCCUUCUGUGUUGGCCAAUAUAUAGAGCCUGACCAGGAAGUGAUUACAACGCCAGAUCUCAGCACUUUGUCAUCGCCUCUGAUAGACACAGAACGGAAUUUGGGUCUUCUCCUUGGACUGCAUGCUUCCUACCUGGCAAUGAGCACACCGCUUUCUCCUCUGGAAAUUGAAUGUGCCAAAUGGUUGAAGUCAUCGAUCUUCUCUGGUGGCUUGCAAACUAGCCAGAUUCAUUACAGUUACAAUGAGGAAAAAGAUGAAGACCACUGCAGUUCACCUGGUAACACUACCCCAAAUAAAUCAAAACUGUAUUCACAUCGAUUAACUUUGAGUGACCAUUCGCAGCCCUUUCUCCAAGCUAUUGCGGAUAAUAAUAUUCAGGAUCACACUGUGAAGGACUUCUUGUGUCAAAUUGAGAGAUAUUGUAAACAGUGUCACUUAACAACACCGAUCACAUUCCCUCCUGAGCAUCCUGUGGAAGAAGUAGGGCGUCUGUUACUGUGUUGUCUUCUGAAGCAUGAAGAUUUGGGUCAUGUAGCACUGUCUCUUGUUCAUCCUGGUACCCUUGGAGUUGACCAGGUAAAGCACAAAACCUUACCAAAAUCUGUAGUGGAUGUGUGUCGUGUUGUCUACCAAGCAAAAUGCUCACUGAUAAAGACACAUCAGGAACAAGGUCGUUCUUACAAGGAAGUUUGUGCUCCUGUCAUUGAGCGUUUGAGAUUCUUAUUCAAUGAGCUGCGUCCUGCAGUUUGCAAUGAUCUCUCUAUAAUGUCCAAAUUUAAACUUCUUAGUUCUUUGCCCCGAUGGCGAAGGGUAGCUCAGAAAAUCAUUAGAGAAAAAAGGAAAAAAAGAGUGCCAAAAAAAUCUGAAUCUGCUGAUGUAGAAGAGUCCAAAAUAGGAAAUGAAGAAAGUGAUUUAGAAGAAUCUUGUGUGGUACCUCACAGUCCUGUACCUAUAGAUAAAAAGCCCAUACCAAUCAAAUCACCCAAGGAUAAAUGGCAGCCAAUUUUGAGUACAGUUACAGGUGUCCACAGAUACAAAUGGCUGAAACAAAAUGUUCAAGGCUUGUAUCCACAGUCUGCCCUCCUUAACACUAUUGUUGAAUUUGCACUUAAAGAAGAGCCGGUGGAUGUAGAAAAAAUGAGAAAAUGUUUACUGAAGCAGUUGGAAAGGGCAGAAGUUCGUCUGGAGGGAAUAGACACUAUUCUGAAGUUGUCAGCUAAAAAUUUUUUGCUCCCAUCUGUGCAGUAUGCUGUGUUCUGUGGAUGGCAGAGGCUUAUUCCAGAAGGAGCCAAUAUAGGGGAGCCUCUUACUGACUGCUUGAAGGAUGUUGAUCUGAUCCCGCCGUUUAACAGAAUGCUGUUGGAAGUAACUUUUGGAAAGUUGUAUGCGUGGGCUAUUCAGAAUGUCCGGAACAUCUUGCUAGAUGCUAAUGCAAAGUUUAAAGAACUAGGUCUGCAGCCUGUUCCUCUUCAAACAAUUACUAAUGAGAAUCCAGCAGGACCAAGUCUUGGAACUAUUCCACAAGCACGUUUUCUGCUGGUCAUGCUGAACAUGUUGACGCUGCAGCAUGGUGCAAAUACCUUGAGCCUCCUCCUCAAUUCUGGCAUGCUGGCCUUGACACAAACCACACUGCGGCUGAUAGGACCCAGUUCUGAUAAUAUUGAAGAAGAUAUGAUUGCCUCUUCUCAUGGGGCUUCUGCCACUGUCCUAGAAGAAUCAAGAAAGGAAACUACACCUGUUCAGCUCCCUGUUUCUGGACCAGAGCUGGCAGCCAUGAUGAAAAUUGGUACCAGAGUGGUGAGAGGGGUCGACUGGAAAUGGGGUGAUCAGGAUGGACCCACACCAGGUUUGGGUCGUGUGAUUGGAGAACUGGGAGAAGAUGGCUGGAUUAGAGUGCAGUGGGACACUGGAAGUACAAAUUCUUACAGAAUGGGAAAGGAGGGAAAAUAUGAUCUCAAAUUAGCUGAGCCACCACCUGCAACACAGCCCACAACAGAGGAUUCAGACACUGAGGAUGAUUCUGAAGGAGAACAAGUUGAAAGGAAUCUCCACCCUACUUCCAUGAUGCUGACAAGUACUGUGAACCUGUUGCAGACACUGUGUCUCUCUGCUGGUGUCCAUGCUGAAGUCAUGCAAAGUGAUGCUACUCGGACUUUGUGUGGUCUGCUCCGUAUGCUUGUGGAGAGUGGAACAAUAGAUAAGUCAGCUUCCUUGCCAAAUAAAUUAGUUUAUAAAGAACAGCAUAGGAGUUGGUGCACGUUGGGAUUCAUUCGAAGCAUAGCACUCAUGCCUCAGAUGUGCAGCACUCUUAGUACAUCUCAGUGGAUAACUUUGCUAAUGAAAAUUGUUGAGGGGCAUGAAUCUUUCACUGCUGCUUCACUACAGAGACAGAUCCUUGCUGUACAUUUAUUGAAAGCAGUACUUCCAUCCUGGGAUAAAAAUGAAAGGUCAAGAGACAUGAAAUUUCUUGUGGAAAAACUGUUUGGAUUUUUAGGGAGCCUGCUUAGUACUUGUUCUUCGGAUAUCCCACUACUCAGAGAAUCUACUCUGAGGAGGAGAAAGGCCAGGCCCCAAGCAUCUCUAACUGCCACUCAUAGUAGUACUUUAGCAGAAGAGAUAGUGGCACUGCUGAGGACACUGCAUUCGCUCAGCCAGUGGAAUGGACUCAUAAACAAGUACAUCAACUCUCAGCUAACCUCCAUCACCCACAUCUUUGCAGGAAAACAGUCAGAAGGGGCUGUGUUGGAUGACUACUUCCCUGACACUGAGAAUCCAGAGGUGGGAGCUCUGAUGGCAGUCUUGGCUGUGAUUGGUGGCAUAGACAGUCGCUUGAGACUGGGUGGACAAGUUGUUCACGAUGAAUUUGGAGAAGGCACGGUGACACGCAUCACCCCGAAAGGGAAAAUCACCGUGCAGUUCUAUGACAUGCGAACUCAAUACACACAAUGCUCUGAAUGCAUAUCUAAGAUGCUUCCAGUUGUGGCUUUUAAUGUGAACAACUUGCCUUUCACUGAACCUAUGCUAUCCAUUUGGGCUCAACUAGUAAAUCUGGCUGGAAGUAAAAUAGAAAAACAGAGAAUGAAGUCUCCCAAUCAAGGUCUUUCAGGUCAAGUUGAUCUGGAUCUGCUGCGGUGCCAGCAGUUAAAGCUGUACAUACUAAAAGCAGGACGAGCUCUGCUUUCUCACCAGGAUACGCUAAGGCAGAUCUUAUCUCAGCCAGCUGUUCAGGAGUGUGCAUUAAAUCCUGCAGAGGAUGGAGCAGUUGCCUCUCCUGACAUAGGGGAUAUGUCUCCUGAAGGACCCCAGCCUCCCAUGAUCCUUUUGCAGCAACUUUUGUCAGCUGCUACGCAACCAUCACCUGUGAAAGCCAUAUUUGACAAACAGGAGCUUGAGGCUGCUGCUCUGGCAGUGUGCCAGUAUUUGGCUGUAGAGUCUACACAUCCUUCAACUCCACUAUUUGAAGACUGCAGCUCUAGUGAAGCUACAACACCCAUCACAGUGCAACAUAUCCGACCCACAAAAGUGAAGAAACGCAAGCAAUCUCCAAUUCCACCCCUCCCCAUUGUAGUUCAGCUUAUGGAAAUGGGAUUUCCUAGGAAAAACAUAGAAUUUGCACUAAAAUCUCUGUCGGGAACCUCUGGAAGCGCUUCUGGAUUACCAGGAGUGGAAGCCUUAGUUGGCUGGUUGUUGGAUCACCCUGAUGUUCAAAUUACGGAUCUUUCUGAUGCUGAUACUAUCUCUGAUGAAUAUUCAGAUGAGGAAAUAGCAGAAGAAGUGGAAGAAGCUGAAGCUGCUUGUCCUGUGUCAAGUGGUGCUGUUGUAACAGAGAGCCAGACCUAUAAGAAACGAGCUGAUUUCUUAAGCAAUGAUGACUAUGCUGUCUAUAUUAGGGAGAAUAUUCAGGUGGGGAUGAUGGUUAGGUGCUGCAGAACCUACGAGGAGGUUUGUGAAGGAGAUGUAGGCAAAGUUAUUAAAUUGGAUCGAGAUGGAUUGCAUGAUCUGAACGUGCAGUGUGAUUGGCAACAAAAGGGUGGUACUUACUGGGUCAGAUACAUCCAUGUUGAGCUUUUAGGAUUCCCACCACAGAGUUCUGCCUCUCAUAUCAAGAUAGGUGACAAAGUGCGUGUGAAAAGCUCUGUCACCACACCCAAAUACAAAUGGGGAUCAGUUACUCACCGCAGUGUGGGCAUCGUCAAAGCAUUUAGUGCCAAUGGAAAAGAUGUUAUUGUAGACUUUCCUCAACAGUCACAUUGGACUGGCCUGUUGUCAGAAAUGGAAUUGGUCCCCAGCAUUCAUCCUGGAGUCACGUGUGAUGGCUGUCAGAUGUUUCCUAUCAAUGGGCCUAGAUUCAAAUGCAGAAACUGUGAUGAUUUUGACUUUUGUGAAACGUGUUUUAAAACCAGAAAGCAUAACACCAGACAUACUUUUGGCAGAAUAAAUGAACCAGGUCAGUCUCCCGUGUUCAGCGGGCGCUCUGGAAAGCAGCUGAAGAGACGGCACAGUAGCCAGCGGGGAAUGCUGCUGGAUGAUUGGUCAAGGAUAGUCAAGAAUUUGAAUGUCUCAUCCUCUGUGAAUCAGGCUUCCCGUCUUAUUGAUGGUAGUGAGCAGUGCUGGCAGUCUUCUGGUUCACAAGGAAAGCACUGGAUUCGCUUGGAGAUUUUUCCAGAUGUUCUUGUUCACAGACUGAAGAUGAUAGUGGACCCUGCAGACAGCAGCUACAUGCCUUCCUUAGUUGUAGUUUCAGGGGGUAAUUCCUUAAAUAACCUUAUAGAGCUAAAGACAAUCAAUAUAAACCCUACAGACACCACAGUGCCUCUACUCAGUGAUUGUACUGAAUACCACAGAUAUAUUGAGAUUGCAAUCAAGCAGUGCAGAAGCUCUGGCAUUGAUUGCAAAAUACAUGGCCUCAGCAUACUGGGACGUAUACGUGCCGAGGAUGAAGAUUUGGCUGCAGUCCCUUUCCUGGCUUCUGAUAAUGAGGAAGAGGAUGACGAUAAAGCUAACACUGGGAGUCUUGUUAGAAAGAAGGCAGCUGGACUUGAAUCAGCAGCUACAAUAAGAACCAAAGUUUUUGUUUGGGGACUGAAUGACAAAGACCAAUUGGGAGGGCUAAAAGGUUCCAAGAUAAAAGUCCCUUCCUUUUCUGAAACCUUGUCUGCCUUGAAUGUUGUGCAAGUAGCUGGAGGAUCCAAAAGCCUUUUUGCAGUGACUGUAGAGGGUAAAGUGUAUGCCUGUGGAGAAGCCACAAAUGGAAGGCUGGGUUUAGGAAUAUCUAGUGGAACUGUGCCAAUUCCCCGCCAGAUUACAGCUCUCAGCAACUAUGUGGUAAAGAAAGUGGCUGUUCACUCAGGUGGCCGGCAUGCUAUGGCAUUAACUGUUGAUGGAAAGGUGUUUUCAUGGGGUGAAGGAGAUGAUGGAAAACUUGGUCACUUCAGUCGAAUGAACUGUGAUAAACCCAGGCUGAUAGAAGCGUUGAAAACCAAACGCAUCCGUGAUAUUGCCUGUGGCAGUUCCCACAGUGCUGCUAUUACCUCUAGUGGUGAACUGUAUACCUGGGGUCUUGGAGAAUAUGGAAGACUAGGACACGGAGAUAAUACCACACAACUCAAGCCUAAGAUGGUUAAAGUGCUCCUUGGCCACCGGGUCAUUCAGGUUGCGUGUGGAAGCAGAGAUGCUCAGACUCUUGCUUUGACGGAUGAAGGUUUGGUGUUUUCUUGGGGUGAUGGUGAUUUUGGAAAGCUGGGCCGAGGAGGAAGUGAAGGAUGCAACAUUCCUCAGAACAUUGAAAGACUGAAUGGCCAAGGUGUUUGUCAGAUUGAGUGUGGUGCACAGUUCUCGUUGGCACUGACCAAGUCAGGAGUGGUAUGGACAUGGGGUAAGGGUGACUACUUCAGGCUAGGCCAUGGCACAGAUGUGCAUGUACGAAAGCCACAGGUUGUGGAAGGACUGAGGGGCAAAAAGAUUGUGCAUGUGGCUGUGGGAGCACUCCACUGUCUGGCAGUGACUGACACUGGGCAGGUUUAUGCUUGGGGUGACAAUGACCAUGGGCAACAAGGCAAUGGAACUACUACAGUCAAUAGAAAACCCACUCUUGUCCAGGGCUUGGAAGGCCAGAAAAUCACUCGGGUUGCUUGUGGGUCUUCCCACAGUGUGGCAUGGACAACCGUGGAUGUAGCUACACCAUCUGUUCAUGAGCCAGUCCUUUUCCAGACAGCGAGGGACCCUUUAGGUGCUUCUUAUCUUGGUGUUCCUUCAGAUGCAGAUUCUUCUGCUGCCAGUAACAAAAUCAGUGGGGCAAACAGUUCCAAGCCGAAUCGCCCUUCCCUUGCUAAGAUUCUCCUGUCACUUGAUGGGAAUGUUGCCAAACAGCAGGCAUUGUCUCACAUACUGAUUGCACUACAAAUCAUGUAUGCCAGGGACGCAGUUGUUGGAGCAUUGAUGCCUGCAAGUAUGAUUGCACCAGUAGAAUGCCCCUCUUCAUCGCCAGCCCCCCCAGCAGAUGCCACUUCUGCAGGAAGCCCUGCAAAUGGAGAUGAGUGUGUGCUUGUAGGAGAUAUUGAGGAGAGGCUGAGUCCAAACCCUUGGCAGGACAGGAGAGGGGAGGUUGUUCCUUCCGAAGAUGCUGUGACACCAUCUGCUGUGACUCCCUCAGCUGCUGCUGCCUCUUCCCGUCCUUUCAUUCCAGUCACAGAUGAUCCUGGAGCUGCCAGUAUUAUUGCAGAAACUAUGACAAAAACCAAAGAAGAUGUAGAAAGCCAGAGUAAGGUAUCUGGCCCAGAACCGCAGUACUUGGAUGAGUUUACAAGUCUCCUGGUACCAGAUGACACGCGAGUCAUGGUUGACCUGUUAAAGCUUGCGGUGUCCAACCGAGCGGGUGAAAAGGGAAGAGAUGUUCUCUCAGCCGUGCUGUCUGGCAUGGGAACGGCUUACCCACAGGUUGCUGAUAUGUUGUUGGAGCUUUGUGUUACAGAACUAGAAGAUGUAGCAACUGAUUCACAAAGUGGUCGCCUCUCUUCGCAACCAGUUGUGGUAGAGAGCAGCCAUCCAUAUACUGAUGAUACAUCUUCUAGUGGCACAGUUAAAAUACCAGGUGCUGAGGGACUGAGGGUAGAGUUUGACCGCCAGUGUUCCACGGAGCGGCGCCACGAUCCGCUUACCAUAAUGGAUGGCGUCAACAGGAUUGUGUCCGUCCGAUCAGGUCGUGAGUGGUCAGAUUGGUCUAGUGAAUUGCGAAUUCCAGGAGAUGAGUUGAAGUGGAAGUUCAUCAGUGAUGGGUCUGUGAAUGGAUGGGGAUGGCGAUUUACAGUUUACCCCAUCAUGCCAGCUGCAGGCCCUAAAGACCUUCUCUCAGAUCGUUGCAUUCUUUCAUGUCCCUCAAUGGAUUUGGUUACGUGUUUGUUGGAUUUUCGCUUAAAUUUUGCUUCCAACAGGAGCAUAGUUCCUCGCUUGGCAGCUUCUCUUGCAGCUUGUGCUCAACUGAGUGCCUUAGCUGCUGGCCACAGAAUGUGGGCCUUGCAGAGACUACGGAAGCUGCUCACCACGGAGUUUGGCCAGUCCAUUAACAUCAACCGGAUCCUAGGGGAUAAUGAAGGAGAAACACGAGCUUUGAGUUUCACAGGGAGUGCUUUAGCUGCUUUGGUUAAAGGUCUUCCAGAAGCUUUGCAGCGACAGUUUGACUAUGAAGAUCCCAUUGUGAGAGGUGGCAAACAAUUGCUCCACAGCCCUUUCUUUAAGGUGCUUGUGGCUCUUGCUUGUGAUCUGGAGUUGGACACUCUCCCUUGCUGUGCAGAGACACACAAAUGGGCCUGGUUCAGGAGAUACUGCAUGGCAUCCAGGGUUGCUGUGGCUCUUGAUAAAAGGACACCCUUACCUCGCCUUUUCCUUGAUGAGGUGGCAAAGAAAAUCCGAGAAUUAAUGGCAGAUAAUGAAAAUAUGGAUGUUCUUCAUGAGUGCCACGAUGUCUUUAAGAGAGAACAGGAUGAGCAGCUUGUCCAGUGGAUGAAUAGACGACCUGAUGAUUGGACACUUUCAGCUGGAGGCAGUGGAACUAUUUAUGGUUGGGGUCAUAAUCACAGAGGACAGCUUGGUGGAAUUGAAGGAGCAAAGGUCAAAGUCCCAACUCCGUGUGAAGCUCUUGCCACCCUUAGACCAGUGCAGUUAAUUGGUGGUGAACAGACUCUGUUUGCAGUGACUGCUGAUGGGAAACUGUAUGCCACUGGAUAUGGAGCAGGUGGUAGGCUUGGAAUUGGAGGAACAGAAUCAGUUUCUACUCCAACUUUACUGGAAUCCAUUCAACACGUGUUCAUAAAGAAAGUUGCAGUGAACUCAGGAGGAAAGCACUGUUUGGCAUUGUCUUUUGAGGGAGAAGUUUAUUCUUGGGGUGAAGCAGAAGAUGGCAAACUUGGUCAUGGAAACCGAAGCCCUUGUGAUCGCCCUCGUGUGAUUGAGUCUCUGAGAGGCAUAGAAGUGGUUGACAUUGCUGCUGGGGGAGCACACAGCGCUUGUAUUACAGCUGCAGGAGACCUUUUCACAUGGGGAAAGGGACGAUAUGGACGCCUGGGCCAUGGAGAUAGUGAGGACCAACUAAAACCUAAACUGGUGGAAGCUCUCCAGGGGUACCGUGUGAUUGAUAUAGCCUGUGGCAGUGGAGAUGCACAGACACUGUGCCUCACUGAUGAUGAUACAGUCUGGUCCUGGGGUGAUGGAGAUUAUGGAAAACUUGGGAGAGGAGGCAGUGAUGGCUGUAAAGUACCAAUGAAGAUUGAUUCCCUCACAGGUCUUGGAGUGGUUAAAGUAGAAUGUGGAUCACAAUUUUCUGUGGCCCUAACCAAGUCUGGAGCUGUGUAUACAUGGGGCAAGGGGGAUUAUCAUCGCUUAGGCCAUGGAUCUGAUGACCAUGUUAGAAGACCACGACAAGUGCAGGGACUGCAAGGAAAGAAAGUUAUUGCCAUUGCUACGGGGUCUUUGCACUGUGUUUGCUGCACUGAAGAUGGGGAAGUGUAUACUUGGGGAGAUAAUGAUGAAGGGCAGCUUGGAGAUGGAACAACUAAUGCCAUCCAAAGACCACGUCUGGUUGCAGCACUUCAGGGUAAAAAGAUCAACAGAGUAGCCUGUGGCUCAGCACAUACUUUAGCUUGGUCAACCAGUAAACCUGCUAAUGCUGGCAAGCUGCCUACACAGGUUCCUAUGGAGUACAAUCAUCUGCAGGAAAUUCCCAUCAUUUCAUUAAGAAAUAGGCUUCUGCUCCUUCAUCACAUUUCAGAACUCUUCUGUCCUUGCAUUCCAAUGUUCGAUCUUGAAGGAAGACUUGAUGAAACUGGCCAAGGACCCUCAGUUGGGUUUGACACAUUACGGGGAAUACUGAUAUCACAGGGAAAGGAGGCAGCUUUCAGAAAAGUUGUGCAAGCUACUAUGGUGAGAGAUCGUCAGCACGGGCCAGUUGUGGAGCUCAACAGGAUACAGGUAAAACGUUCCAGGAGUAAAGGAGGACUGGCUGGACCUGAUGGUACAAAGUCAGUGUUUGGACAGAUGUGUGCUAAAAUGAGUUCCUUUAGCCCUGAUAGCCUUCUUCUUCCUCAUCGUGUUUGGAAAGUCAAGUUUGUUGGUGAAUCUGUGGAUGACUGUGGUGGAGGUUAUAGUGAAUCAAUAGCAGAAAUGUGUGAGGAACUUCAGAAUGGGCUGACCCCUCUGUUAAUUGUGACACCAAAUGGAAGAGAUGAAUCUGGAGCAAACAGAGAUUGUUUCCUACUAAAUCCUGCUGCCAAGUCACUCCUGCAUAUGAACAUGUUUCGCUUUCUUGGUGUACUUCUGGGCAUUGCUAUCCGGACUGGCAGCCCUCUGAGCCUCAACCUGGCUGAGCCAGUGUGGAAACAGCUUGCAGGAAUGAACCUCACAAUUGCUGAUCUCAGUGAGGUUGAUAAAGAUUUUAUUCCUGGGCUUAUGUACAUUCGAGACAAUGAAGCCACUUCAGAAGAAUUUGAAGCAAUGAGCCUCCCAUUCACUGUGCCUAAUGCAAGUGGUCAAGAUAUUCAGCUGAGUUCCAAGUAUACCCAUAUUACACUGGAUAACAGAGCAGAAUAUGUGAGGCUGGCAAUAAACUACAGGCUUCAUGAAUUUGAUGAGCAGGUUGCUGCAGUUCGUGAGGGGAUGGCCCGUGUUGUUCCAGUUCCUCUACUUUCACUCUUUACAGGAUAUGAACUGGAAACUAUGGUAUGUGGAAGCCCAGAUAUUCCACUUCAUCUCCUGAAAUCUGUAGCAACUUACAAAGGCAUUGAACCAACUGCUUCCUUGAUACAGUGGUUCUGGGAAGUGAUGGAGUCCUUCUCCAACACAGAGCGAUCUCUCUUCCUGCGUUUUGUGUGGGGCAGAACAAGACUGCCCAGGACUAUUGCAGACUUUAGGGGGAGGGACUUUGUUAUUCAGGUAUUGGAUAAGUACAAUCCUCCAGACCACUUCCUUCCUGAGUCAUACACGUGCUUCUUUCUCCUGAAGCUGCCCAGGUAUUCCUGUAAGCAGGUCCUAGAGGAAAAGCUCAAGUAUGCCAUUCACUUCUGCAAGUCCAUAGACACUGAUGACUAUGCCCGCAUUGCGCUGACGGGAGAGCCGGCGGCUGAUGACAGUAGUGACGAGACUGAUAACGAAGAUGCAGAUUCUUUUGCUUCAGAUUCUACACAGGACUACUUAACAGGCCAUUGAAAAGUAACAUAAGGAAUAGUUGUUAAAAGCACUGAGGCAAAAUGCCAAAACGACAAUGAAGCCAAGGACAGCUUAGGUUUCAGAAUAGAGACUGUAUAGUCAGAGUGAUGGUAAUCUUCUGAACAUGGGGAAAGUGUGUUUGCUACUCACAGUAGGAUUUAAGGAUUACAGCUUAAUCCAUCAGCUUAAAAUAAAUGGCACAGUAUAUGGGCAUUUAACAUUUAUUUUAAAAGCUGAAAAUGGCCCCCCAUAAUGCUGCACUACAUUUAGAACCUUUGUGUUUACUGAAGUGUUGUAAAUGUUUAUAUAAAUAUGGUAGUGCAGCAUCCAAAAGGCAGUGAAACCUUUAAAUUGUGGGUGCAAUAGGUUUUUUCAUAUUAAGUGUUGUGUUCUGUGCAUCUUCUUGAUUGUAUAUUGGAAAUACUGUGCAACAACGGAAUAGUAUUAUAAAUAUUUCAAUUAACUUUACUAGAAGUUUGUUAAAAGUUUUUGAACAUUGAAUAAACAUUAUUCCUUGAAAUUCUUCUAUAGAUAAUUAAAAAUGGCCAAUAGUUUCACCUCCACCCCUGGUUUGUAUAUUUUAGCUUAUGCAUUAUUUAUCUCAAAUUUGAUACCUUUCUGUGAACAGCAUCACAAUUCUUAUCAUGGAAAGUGUACUGUAUAUAAUUGGUGCCAUGUAAAUGCAAAAGUUAUAAUUUCCCUCUAAAUAAAAGUUCUGCCACAUUAAGAA
Messenger RNA from Cyanistes caeruleus (blue tit), 15268 nucleotides. Lineage: Eukaryota; Metazoa; Chordata; Aves; Passeriformes; Paridae. The record is from RefSeq and is a predicted model, not a curated record.